Molecule: messenger RNA, 1824 nt
Organism: Phragmites australis (common reed)
Lineage: Eukaryota; Viridiplantae; Streptophyta; Magnoliopsida; Poales; Poaceae
Product: cytochrome P450 724B1
Exons: 9
Coding region: 99-1517 (472 amino acids)
Biological process (GO): sterol metabolic process
Molecular function (GO): monooxygenase activity; oxidoreductase activity, acting on paired donors, with incorporation or reduction of molecular oxygen; heme binding
Source: RefSeq, a predicted model, not a curated record
GGAACAGGGGUGAGCUGUAUGAGCGAGCGAAGCAUUCAUAUAUAGAGAGGCGCAGGCUGCCUCCAUGCUUGUGAGAUGAAACUAGGGAGUGGUGGUCGAUGAUGGUGGGGGAGCUUGCGAUGGCCGCUCUGGUGAUCCUGCUAGUCUCGCUCCUGGCUCUGGUGCUGAGCCACUUCCUGCCCUUGCUCCUGAAUCCCAGGGCUCCCAAGGGCAGCUUCGGGUGGCCACUCCUCGGUGAGACCCUCAGGUUCCUCAGCCCUCAUGCUUCCAACACGCUGGGCAGCUUCUUGGAGGAUCACUGCUCCAGGUAUGGGAAGGUGUUCAAGUCCCACCUGUUCUGCACCCCCACGGUGGUGUCCUGCGACCAGGAGCUGAACCACUUCAUCCUGCAGAACGAGGAGCGUCUGUUCCAGUGCAGCUACCCCAGGCCCAUCCAUGGCAUCCUGGGCAAGUCCUCCAUGCUGGUGGUCCUGGGCGAGGACCACAAGCGGCUCAGGAACCUCUCCCUCGCCCUCGUCACCUCCACCAAGCUCAAGCCCAGCUACCUCGGCGACAUCGAGAGGAUCGCGCUGCACGUCGUCGGCGCAUGGCGCGGCAAGAGCACGGUCACCUUCUGCGAAGAGGCGAGAAAGUUUGCAUUCAGCGUGAUAGUGAAGCAGGUGCUGGGGCUGUCACCAGAGGAGCCAGUCACUGCCAGGAUACUGGAGGACUUUCUUGCGUUCAUGAAGGGGCUCAUCUCGUUCCCACUCUACAUCCCAGGGACCCCAUAUGCCAAAGCUGUCCAGGCCAGAGAGAGGAUAUCAAGCACUGUGAAGGGCAUCAUCGAGGAGAGGAGGAGCGCUGGCUCCUUCAAGAAGGGUGAUUUCCUUGACGUGCUCCUGGCAAGCAACGAGCUCUCUGACGAGGAGAAAGUGAGCUUUGUGUUGGACUCCCUGCUAGGAGGAUACGAGACCACCUCGCUCUUGAUCUCCAUGGUUGUGUAUUUCCUUGGGCAAUCAAUUGAAGAUCUGGGCCUGGUGAAGAGGGAGCACGACAGCAUAAGAUCCAGCAAAGGGAAGGAGUGCUUGACUUCUGACGACUACAAGAAGAUGGAAUAUACCCAACAAGUUAUCAACGAGGCGCUGAGAUGCGGCAACAUUGUCAAGUUCGUCCACAGGAAGGCUCUCAAAGAUGUCAGAUACAAAGAGUAUCUGAUUCCAUCCGGUUGGAAGGUCCUACCUGUUUUCAGUGCUGUUCAUUUGAACCCCUCACUUCAUGGAAAUGCCCAGCAAUUUCAACCUUGUAGAUGGGAGGGUGCAAGCCAAGGGCCAAGCAAGAAGUUUACGCCGUUCGGCGGUGGCUCCCGGCUCUGCCCAGGAUCAGAGCUUGCAAAAGUGGAGGCUGCUUUCUUCCUCCAUCAUCUUGUGCUCAAUUAUAGAUGGAGAAUAGAUGGCAAUGACAUUCCGGUGGCAUACCCGUAUGUGGAGUUCCAGAGAGGUCUGUCGAUAAGAAUUGAGCCAAUCUACCCUGAAUCUUGACUGGCCUGAAGUUUCAGUCACGGUGAGCUCAUCAUCAGUUAGAUCCCCCCAAGAGGGGAAGGUGCACGCGGCAUCGAUGGACAGUCAGUGAAAAAUUUCAAGAGGUGAAGGAACACUGAGCACUAGCUAGUAGUUAGCAUGAGGCAGCUGAGACUGUAAUUUGAUGUACAUGCUGUAGAUAUAUUUUGUCCAUGGCGAUUACUCGGGGUGGUCUGUAGUUCACUUCACCCCUGUAACAUUCCCCCUUGUAACAUUCCCCCUGGUUCAACUACUAUUCUAUACGAAAAUUGGGCCCCUGAGGUUCUGA